AUGGCAAUCUGCGAUUUGUUCGACAAAAAAGCGAUAACCAACGCGAUUGUUGUUGAUGUCGAUGCUCAUCAGGGUAACGGUCAUGCCCGAGACUUUGCUAACAACGAGAACGUCUUCGUUUUCGAUGUCUUCAAUCCAUACGUCUAUCCACAUGAUCGUGAAGCUCGCCAAUUCAUUAACAAAGCGGUUCAUGUUAACAGUCACACGACUGACACCUCCUACAUCUCUGAACUACGCAAACAGCUGACCCAGUGUUUGGAAAACAGACAGAACCUGACUCCUCCUGGUUUCGACUUCAUACUGUACAAUGCUGGCACAGAUUGCCUCUUUGGUGAUCCACUGGGUGCUAUGAACUUGAGUCCACAGUGUAUUAUUUCUCGAGAUGAAGUUGUCUUCAAACUUGCUAGAGAAAAGGGAAUCCCGAUUUGCAUGUUAACCAGCGGAGGUUACCAGAAGAACAAUGCUCACCUCAUUGCUAAAUCCAUUGAAAAUCUACACUCAAAGAAUCUCAUCAAUCUCGGAAUCAAUUGA
Molecule: messenger RNA, 531 nt
Organism: Caenorhabditis briggsae
Lineage: Eukaryota; Metazoa; Nematoda; Chromadorea; Rhabditida; Rhabditidae
Gene: Cbr-hdac-11
Product: Protein CBR-HDAC-11
Exons: 4
Coding region: 1-531 (176 amino acids)
Source: RefSeq, a predicted model, not a curated record